Molecule: messenger RNA, 1056 nt
Organism: Protopolystoma xenopodis
Lineage: Eukaryota; Metazoa; Platyhelminthes; Monogenea; Polystomatidea; Polystomatidae
Source: the annotation of a GenBank genome assembly
GAGCUCGAGGCAAUUUUGGAGCGAGAACAUGAAAUGCUUGAACAGCAACGGCAACAAUUACUGCAAGAUCGACAAGCCUUUCAUAUGGAAGUAAUCAAGACAAUGGAGAGUCGUGCUAGGGCACUUGUUCAACAGCAACAGCAACAACAGCAACAGGCUCAACAGCAACAACAGGCUCAACAGCAACAACAGGCUCAACAAGCUCAGCUUCAGCAGCUUCAUCAACAUGCUCACUCCACUUCUCCUCAUACUCCACUCCAUCCUCACAUUAAUAACCAGCCCCAUGUACACCCCAAUCACCUACAUCCUAAUCCCCAUCCUCACUCAAGUGCCCACUCACAUGCCCCACACACCCAUAACGCUGUACCGACUGGCCCAACUCCAACCCAUGCUCAGCCCCCACCCCUUUCCUCUGGUCAUCCUCAUUCUAGUUCCUCACACACAGCCCAUGCCUUCCCUAUCAGUGCACAGGCUCCUGGAUCCAUGCUCAGUUCUGUAACUCAUUCUGGCACCGGUUAUUCUCAGCAUCCCACUCCACUUCCCUCUCCACCAGCUUCUCAUAUUUCUUCUCAUGGUGGUCUUUUGACUCAAGCACCAGCCGCUGCUACUCAACAACAGCAGUAUCACCAUCACAACGUGUCCCUUGUGCCGCCCCAGACUCACAGUUCCACUAACCCUAUUGUCCCUGCUUCUCCUGGAUAUUCUCCAUCAUCAACUGUAGCCUCAUGCCAAGCUCAAUUACCGAAUUCACACCAGGCCCCACCACCACCUUCCUCAUCGGAGCAGAUGCUAUCAACUCAACCUACUCAACAGCCCCCUUCGACACAACUUCCCGCAUCGUCUGCAGCCUCGGCCACAGUACAUCCAUCACCGUCUGUAUCACCGACCUCUGUCCCAGGCCUUUCUACAUCACAGCCGCCUAAUCCGGCCGCUGUAGUUGGCACCACCGACCAUAAUUCGCUUGACUCAGCUAUUAGUAUAACUGCUCCGGAAGCACCUUCUGUCUCUAGGCCUAUGGAGAUUGAAGAUCCAUCAUCUGCUCCAAUGUCUGGCUUA